UUGCACAGGUAUUGCCACCGUCUUGACCAUUCAAACCUACCCUGACUGCAACAGAAGUGAGUCGUCGUUGGCACGCACCACCAAAGGACUCCGACAUGUACCAGGCCAGAUCGCAGGGCAAGACACGAUCCUUGGGAGCCACCCCGGAUGAACUGCGGACACUCGUCUUAGACUAUCUAUGCCACAAUGCAUAUUCGAAGACAGUACAGGCGUUUUCUUGCGACAGCGCGAUCAAGUAUAUGGACGCGGAUGGGGACGAGGUCAUGGCAGCAUCCGAAGAAAUUACAUUAUCCGACUCACUGAAGUCUCUUAUGGCAUCCGGCGAGUCUCGCAAAGAGAUCCGUAUAUGCAUACUGUCGGGACAGAUAGAUGAAGCCAUCGAACUUAUCAACAAGCACUUCCCCUCGGUGCUUUCUGAGAACACGGAGACACUACCACUGUACAAGACGGACAGUCAUCUCGGAUACAUACCCUCCACCUCCGUCAAUCCAUCCCACCUCAUGGUCAACCUUCACAUCCAAGGCUUCAUCGAAGCGGCGCCUACCACGGGCGAGGCCAUGGACGAAGACAAGGAGAUGGCUGAUUCAGCGACGGAGCGACUGCUUCACCGAGCGCAGAAUCUCUACGCCGAAGUGCAUCGUUUGCCAGUCGCCGAAGACCGGGCUCAGUACCUCUUGGAGCUCGGAAGAGUCGGUAGUCUGCUUGCAUACACCGUUCCUGAGAAAGGGCCUGUUACACAGUAUCUUGGUCAAGACAGGCGCGAGGCCCUCGCGGACUCUAUUGAUAGUGCCAUUCUCUACCGCACAGAGCAACCGGUAGUUCCCAAGCUGGAGCUAGCUUCUCGCCAAACUUCUGUUGUCUGGUCGAUGCUUCACGAGCAGAAGGUCAGACCUCCUCCACCUUCCAGCUGGCCGGCGGGCGUGACACCGCCAGGAAUGACACGGCCGGCUCCUGCCCCAUCAAUUGUGUCUUCCAAGAAGUCAUCGGAGCCAGAUGCACCAGAGGUAUGGCAUCGUCUUCGGUCAGGCGAAUGUGGUCUCCUGACAGCUGCCUACAGUCAUUUGCGCCGUUUGACUUGCAGACUUACCUGAACGCUUCGGUUGAUGUUGACUGCUAUCUACACGUAUUACGAUUGGUUUACACGCGAUGAUUCAUGUCAGUAUGCAGGACUUCG
This is a messenger RNA of Fomitopsis serialis, 1174 nucleotides long. RefSeq names its product CTLH/CRA C-terminal to lish motif domain-containing protein. The record is from RefSeq and is a predicted model, not a curated record. Gene Ontology annotation, molecular function: protein binding. The coding region runs from base 96 to 1091 and encodes 331 amino acids. The transcript is spliced from 6 exons. Lineage: Eukaryota; Fungi; Basidiomycota; Agaricomycetes; Polyporales; Fomitopsidaceae. Gene Ontology annotation, biological process: cytoskeleton organization; cell surface receptor signaling pathway. Gene Ontology annotation, cellular component: cytoplasm.